AUGAAGAUGAAGAUAGAUCCCAAACGCAAUGACACAGAGGCAACUGAGUUUAUUCUGCUGGGACUGACUAGUUGGCCAGAGCUAUAGCCUAUGCUUUUUGUGGUAUUUCUCCUGAUUUACCUCAUCACCCUGACCGGGAACUUUGGGAUGAUUUUCCUAAUCCAAUUCACUCCUCAGCUGCAAACCCCCAUGUAUUUUUUUCUUACUCAUUUAGCAUGUGUGGAUAUUUUUUAUUCCACUAAUGUCUCUCUGCAGAUGCUUGUUAAUUUCUUAUCUGAGAAGACCAUUUCCUAUGCUGGGUGCCUGGCCCAAUGUUUUGUCUUUGUGACUCUGUUCCUUACUGAAUAUUACAUGCUUGGUGCCAUGGCCUAUGACCGCUACAUGGCAAUCUGCAAUCCCCUACAUUACAGCAGCAAAAUGACCAGGCCCGUUUGCAUCUGCCUGGUGACCUUCCCCUACUUUUGGGGUUCUAUGGUGGGCACGAUGCAAGUAAUACUGACCUCUCGCUUGUCCUUUUGUGGACCCAACACCAUCAACCAUUUCUACUGUGCUGACCCACCCCUCUUAAUGUUGACAUGUUCUGACACUUACAUAAAACAAACUGCCUUGUUUGUGUCAGCAGGAAUUAACCUCACAGUUUCCCUGCUCAUCAUUCUCAUUUCCUACAUUUUAAUCUUCAUCACCAUUAUGAGGAUCCAUUGCAGCGAAGGGCAGCGCAAAGCCUUCUCCACCUGUGGCUCCCACCUGACAGCUGUCGCUAUGUUCUAUGGGUCCCUAUUCUGCAUGUACCUGAGACCAGCAAAUGAAGGGUCUGUUGAGCAAGGGAAACUUGUGGCAGUGUUUUGUAUUUUUGUGAGUCCCAUGCUGAACCCAUUUAUCUACAGCCUGAGAAACAAGGAUGUGAAACAGGCCUUGAAAAGAAUGUUUAUGAGAAACUUUGGUAAGACAAAGAAAAAUUCAGCAACUACAGUAUCCCAAUAA
This is a messenger RNA of Callithrix jacchus (white-tufted-ear marmoset), 981 nucleotides long. Its product is annotated as olfactory receptor 5M5. Gene Ontology annotation, molecular function: G protein-coupled receptor activity; olfactory receptor activity. Gene Ontology annotation, biological process: G protein-coupled receptor signaling pathway. NCBI's taxonomy places the organism in Eukaryota, Metazoa, Chordata, Mammalia, Primates, Cebidae. The record is from RefSeq and is a predicted model, not a curated record. Gene Ontology annotation, cellular component: membrane.